ACGAGAAAUAGCCCAAAGGGGCCAUUGACGGGGAUCGAUCCUAGACCGAUCGCGCAUCAAGCCAGCGCUUUACCACUGGGCUACGUUCCGCCCCUUAAAAAUACAUAUAAAACAAAUACAAAUUUUAUCAACGGAACAAAGGAAGAAGGAUGAACUUGCCUAUAUGUAUCGUAAUAAACAUAUUUCCGAUAUCGAGACUAUAAACAGGCAUUCCUUUCCUAUUAUUCGCAGUCAAGAAUGAAACGGAAGUGCAUCUACGUCACGGCGAUGGUGUGCACAAUACUGGGGAUCGUCAAGUGUCAAGUGGAUGAUUCUGUCUAUGUUGUAGAUGUAAAUGAAAAAGACGUCAUUGCGAAAGCCCGAGAGAUUGCCUGCAAGAAAAACGAUUGCGAGCAAAUUCACUGUCCAUCGAAGCGUGGUUGGAAUCUACUUGGUUCUGAUCUUGGAUGCUGUAGUCACUAUCAAGGCUGUUGCGAAUUUGCGUCAUUGUUCUGUUGGGUGCAUGACGUCAUGUGUCGUUGCUGUGACUACGGUUUUCUCAUAUGUGGCCCGUACUGCAAGGAAGACACGGAUUGUGUUGACCGCAUGAUGGGAGACGGAAGCGGCGAGCCCAUAACAUAGCAUUUGAUGUGCACGUGUCAACAGUAUCACUGUCAACAAAAUGGCUGAUGAUACAGCGCGAACCUGAAAACUCUAUACAUUAAAGGCACAAUGUUACACUGA
Molecule: messenger RNA, 723 nt
Organism: Gigantopelta aegis
Lineage: Eukaryota; Metazoa; Mollusca; Gastropoda; Neomphalida; Peltospiridae
Exons: 3
Coding region: 238-621 (127 amino acids)
Source: RefSeq, a predicted model, not a curated record